AUGGCUGAAGUUGGGGCAAAUCUCACCCUGGUCUCUGAGUUCCUACUCCUGGGCCUCUCGGAAGACCCCAAGCAACAGCAGCUGCUGUUCAUACUCUUCCUGAGCAUGUAUCUGGUCACGCAACUGGGGAACCUGUCCAUUAUCCUGGCCAUCACCACUGACAUCCGGCUCCACACGCCCAUGUACUUCUUCCUGGCCAACCUGGCCCUCGUGGACAUUUGCUUCACCUCCACCACCAUCCCCAAGAUGCUGGCCAACCACGUGUCAGGACACAAAGGGAUUCCUUAUGCUGGCUGCCUGACCCAGAUGUUCUUCUUCAUCUGGUUCGCCGGCAUCGACAGCUUCCUGCUGACCGCCAUGGCCUAUGACCGCUAUGUGGCCAUCUGUCACCCUCUGCACUAUGCUAUGUCUGUGACACCACAGCUCUGUAGCCUCCUGGUGGCAGCGUCCUGGACUGCAGCCUUCGGGAAUGCCCUGACCCACACAGUACUACUGACCCGUCUCUCAUUCUGCACCCACAACCGGAUCCCCCAUUUCUUCUGUGACCUGAGUCCUCUGCUGAAGCUCGCCUGCUCUGACACCUUUCUCAACAAUGCAAUGGUAUACACUGUGGGCGCCCUGCCUAUCAUCACCCCCUUUGUGGGCAUCUUGGUCUCCUACACACGCAUCUUUGCUGCCGUUUUAAGGAUCCCGUCCAUGAGAGGCAAGCGGAAGGCUUUCUCUACCUGUGGCUCUCAUCUCUCUGUGGUGUCCCUCUUCUACGGCACCAUCAUUGGGGUUUAUUUCAGCCCCAUGUCUUCCCAUACAGCCCAGAAGGACACAGUCGCUGCAGUGAUGUACACUGUGGUCACUCCCAUGCUGAACCCCUUCAUCUACAGCCUACGCAACAGCGACAUAAAGGGCGCCUUGGGGGCCCUCAUCAGCAGGAGGCCAGUUUUUAUUGAGUGA
Rangifer tarandus platyrhynchus (Svalbard reindeer) is the source of this 948-nucleotide messenger RNA. The record is from the annotation of a GenBank genome assembly. Lineage: Eukaryota; Metazoa; Chordata; Mammalia; Artiodactyla; Cervidae.